UACAAGUGUACACUUGUCAAUUUUCUGUCAAACCUUACUCGACGAGAGAGAAGCUAGGCAGUGCAUAUAUUUCAAUAAAAUUAAUUACAAUGGCAGAAUCAGUAACUGAAAUUCCUAUAAACAUAGAAGAAACUGUGAGAGAAACUGUACAAAAUGUUACUGAUAAGCCAACAUCGAGUAUUGAAGGAGUCGCGAUCGCCUACUUAAGUUUAGUGAUAAUGGCUAUUUUACCCAUAUUCUUCGGUGCCUUUCGCUCUGUGAAAUAUUUAAAGGAACAAAAAGAAUCUGGGGAGAGACCAGAGACAAUGUCAAAUAAGGAUGCCUUGAUGUUCCCUCUGAUUGCAUCCUGUGCGCUGUUUGCCCUCUAUAUAUUUUUCCAAUUCUUCUCUAAGGAGUACAUCAACCUUCUUCUUACUGGAUAUUUCUUCUUCCUUGGUGUUCUUGCACUGAGCCAUCUAUUAAGCCCAAUAAUAUCGUUGAUUGUGCCAGCAUCAGUUCCCAACUUGCCAUACCAUAUUCUGUUCACGCGUGGGGAGCGCGAUGCCCGCUCAGACAUCGUCAACUACAAGUUUACCUCCUACGAUGUCAUAUGUCUUGUCAUAUCCCUGUGUCUUGGAGCAUGGUAUCUUCUCAAGAAGCACUGGAUCGCCAACAACCUUUUCGGUAUCGCCUUCGCCAUUAACGGCGUGGAGCUGCUUCACCUCAACAACGUAGUGACAGGCUGCAUCCUGCUCUGUGGACUAUUUCUUUACGACAUCUUCUGGGUCUUCGGGACUAACGUUAUGGUCACCGUUGCUAAGUCCUUUGAAGCGCCUAUUAAAUUGGUAUUCCCUCAAGACUUGCUGGUAAAUGGUCUGAAUGCUAGUAACUUUGCUAUGCUUGGACUUGGAGACAUUGUAGUACCUGGCAUCUUCAUCGCUCUCCUGCUGAGGUUCGACAAGAGCUUGAAACGUGGUUCUGAGUUCUACUUCAGAGCUACCUUCACUGCUUAUAUCCUGGGACUGUUGGCCACCAUCCUCGUGAUGCACAUAUUCAAACAUGCUCAACCCGCCUUGUUGUACCUGGUACCAGCUUGUCUAGGAACACCUUUGACUCUUGCUCUACUUAGAGGAGACAUAAAUGCCUUAUUUAACUAUGAAGAUCAACCAGCAAUCGUUGAAUCCCCCGUUGACAGCAGUAAAACAAAGAAAUCAGACUAGACUAUCCUCCCGCCAAAUUCGAAGCACAAAUAAGCGGCACAUUGUGAAUUAGAUAACAUUACGGAAAAAUAUUUUUUAUCUCCAUGACGAUGGUGAGGGACCAUGGCCGAUAUGGAAAACAAAUGUCCAAUGAGGACGGAAAAUAAUUAUUUGUUUUUUAUUGAUGUGACUUCCUUGUAUAAUCUUCCAUUAUUUAUUUGAAAUUGCAUAAUAUAUUGAUGAGUAAGGCUAAAUUGUGUAAUUUUUUAUAUAUAUAUAUUUUUUUUAUCUUUAAAUAGUCAUUUACUUUUAAAUGAUGUACAUAAAAUACUUUUUGGUUAAUCCUCACAUAAUGGUGUUAAAAAUGGAAUCAAUAUAUAAAUAUAUUUUGUGACUGAUGUGAGUGUUAGAUGAAUAAGUUUAUUUUUUUGUUUAAAACAAUCCUAAAAUAUUUUUGUAUUUAAUGUUACCAAUUUACAAAAUAUUGUCGUAAAGAAAAUUAGAUCUAUUUUACCGCGUACGCAAUUAAAACGUGGUUUUAUAUAUAAUUCUACUUUUAAGUAACAAUCGAAAUAACUGCUUUAUAUUCAUAAAUUGAAUCAUUUUGUCACAAUAUUUUCAAAAUCAAUAAUAGUAUAUAUUUUUAACAAAUCCUAGAUAGAUUGUCUAAAAACAUACAAAUUAUUUUAUUAAAGUAAAGUAAUAAGUCUUAACCGUAAAUUAUGUUCAGGGAGUAUUUUGAAUUAAACAAUUGUCUUUUUCUUUCGAAUGUCUAAUCAAUGAUGAUGAAAAGAGAGAGAUGAGUGUUUAACUAAACAUCCGCUAAAUAACGUUUACACAAUUAGGUUUGUAAUUUUUUUUCUAUAAGUACGUUACUACUACGUAAACGUUACAAUAAUACCCUUUUUUAUUUGGUUUUAGAUAAAAAAAUUGAAUUAAAUUAUUAUCUAAGGAAGGUGAUAACUUACAUGUAAAAUAAUAUGUAGGUAAUAGUUUACCGAUUAAAAUAAACGAUUCAUUCGACAUUUACACAUAGAAAUACCGAUUUUAUACGAAAAUUCACGUAUGUUUAUAAGUUUGUCAAUACUAAUAUCUGUGUUCUCUGAGCAUUUCUUUCAUACAUAUAUCAAUAUGUCUUCGCCUUUUUUACAAUUUCGAAUAGUGUUAGAUACAUUAGAAUAACGUGUUAUGUAAUAUGCGGGCCGUAAUGCGUCUCGUAAUGCGGCGUCUUAUUUUCUUUUUGUACGGUUGUAACUAGGAAUUGUGUACCGAAUUAAUUACUGUAGACAACGCAAAUGUUGGGAUAAAAACAAUUAAAUAAAUAUGUCGAUAAA
This is a messenger RNA of Vanessa tameamea, 2512 nucleotides long. RefSeq names its product minor histocompatibility antigen H13. Gene Ontology annotation, biological process: membrane protein proteolysis. The record is from RefSeq and is a predicted model, not a curated record. Gene Ontology annotation, cellular component: membrane; cytoplasmic side of endoplasmic reticulum membrane; lumenal side of endoplasmic reticulum membrane. The transcript has 6 exons. Lineage: Eukaryota; Metazoa; Arthropoda; Insecta; Lepidoptera; Nymphalidae. Gene Ontology annotation, molecular function: aspartic endopeptidase activity, intramembrane cleaving. The coding region runs from base 90 to 1199 and encodes 369 amino acids.